UGCCGAUAAUCGAAUUUCUUUCCGCGCAUGCGCAGUUUGCUCCUCUCAGACGUGACGCGCGUGAACGCUCCCCGUAUCCUGCUGGUUGUUAAGCCAACGUCAGCGGCUGUGAGGGGAAACAACACGGGCUAAUCCUUUCACGUCGCGCUGAAUGUCGAAUUUUUCAUGAAAAACUACGUGGGGAGGAGAAAAAACAUCCGAGAGAGACAGGUGUCCUGGUGUUGAAGAGGACAUUUCUUUAUGUAAGGCCUUUUGAGGACUGAGCAGGUGAUCUGAACACUAUGGAUGGCUAUGGGUUCUCGAGUCCGGUUCUGGGCGAGGACCACUCCGUCAUGGCACGCAUGCAGAAGAAAUUCUGGAAGACGAAACAGGUUUUGAUCAAGGCGACGGGAAAGAAGGAGGAUGAGCACGUGGUGGCGUCGGACGCUGAUCUGGAUGCAAAGCUGGAGUUUUUUCGUUCGAUUCAGACCACCUGCACAGAGCUGCUGAAAGUGAUUGAAAAAUACCAGCAAAGGAUAACACGCCUGUCUCAGGAGGAGAACGAGCUGGGACUGUUCCUGCGCUUCCAGGCCGAGCAUGACAAAACUAAAGCGGGAAGCAUGAUGAAUGCCACGAGCAAGGCCCUGUGCACCUCUGCCAAACAGAGGUUGGCUCUUUGUGCCCCGCUGCAGCGGAUGGAGCAGGAGAUGGAGACGUUUCGGAGGAGGGCCAUUGCCGACACACUGCUGACCGUGAGCCGCAUGGAGAAGGCGAGGACGGAGUACCGCGGCGCUCUGCUCUGGAUGAAGGACGUCUCCCAGGAGCUGGACCCCGACACCUAUAAACAGCUGGAGAAGUUCCGCAAGGUGCAGGCACAGGUGAGGGGAACAAAGGUGCACUUUGAUAAGCUGAAUAAUGAUGUGUGUCAGAAAGUGGACAUGCUGGGGGCGAGUCGUUGCAACAUGCUCUCUCAUUCCCUGUGCACUUACCAGACAACACUCCUGCAGUUCUGGGAGAAGACAGCAAACAUCAUGUCUGGCAUCCACGAAGCCUUUAAGGGAUACGUGCCAUACAACUUCACCACCCUGAAGGAGUUACGGGACCCGCUGGAGCACCUUUUGGAAGGUCCGUCACUGGAGGACGACAAGGAUAAAGAAAAGGAAACGAAUGCAGACAAUCUUGUGUCACUGGAGGAGGAAAAGACAGGAAAAUCAGUGCUUGAAGCUGGUUCCCUUGCAGGUUUUGAUCAGGACCGAGAUUCUGACGGCUCUUUACCAGCAAGUUUAGACUCGGCUUUGUUUGAGCUCUCGGGCCCCGUCAGCACAAUCACCACGGAUGAUGACCUCUUAGUCAUGAACCCUGACCCCACCCUGAGCCAUGCCAUGACCCCAACUCUGCCUAUACCACAGCCUCAGAGCCACCCAGCGACCGCACUGCCCUCUGUGGUCCAGUGGGACGUGUCUCAGGGACAAAGCAUGGAGUCCUUUGUCACUAUACCACUGUCUGAGAAGGUUGGCAGGGAUUUGCUCUCGGGUCUCGUGCCACACACUGGCCCGGAGGAGGAAGAGGCAGAACGAGGUGACCUGUACUUCCUGCAGGAUCUGCUGAGUCCUGGAGCCUCCAGCGGAACAGAUGACUUCAGUAAGGCGUGGCAGGACGCUUUCGGCUGCUUUGAGGCCCCUGCGAGUGCCCCCUGCUCCACAAACGCUGCUGCGGCGAGCGGCACCGCCCCAACUCGCUCUUCCUCACAGCCUCCGAGUCCCACCGGCUUCCUGCCUUCACAGCUCCUUGACCAUGGGAUCAGCACCACUGGAUGGAUGACUCCUCCCAUGUUUAAAAACCCUCCCCUUCAAGCUCCACCCACUGCGGGUCAGGUCCCGGCUGCGCAGAACAGCUCCAGAAUAUUGGAUAACGCUCCUAAAGGUGGAGCUCGGGACAUGUCUGCGUGGUUUAACAUUUUCGCUGACCUGGACCCUCUUUCCAACCCCGACGCUAUCGGACGAAACGAUGAAGAGCUGCUUAACGCCUGAGGGGUUUCCUCAGUCACUGUACAGGAAAAAAAAACAACAGCUGGAUAUUCUUUGUGCUGAGUCCCAUUGAGCCAAGGAUGGAUCCGGGAAAAACAUCGAUCAGCCGUUAUCUCUGUGUGUAUGUGUGAGUGAGAGAGAGUGCAAAUCCGCUUUACAUUUCCUCAGCAACGUGGGUUUAAAAAAUUGUUUUUUAAUGAAGACUGCACUAUAUAUUCAAUAUGAAUCUUGUGAUGGAGGUUGAAAGUUUACGAUAAGGAUGAAGAGUCACUGAGGGGAAAUGAAGGUGUUUGGAGAUUGUAUUCUACACUGGUUAGCAAGCUUCACAUGUUUUGUAAAUAAUCACACGAGAAACGUUUACCCAGUCGGAAACGUGUAUUUUUAAUCAGCUGUAGAUUAUUUUACAGACAGGUGUCCGUCCGUCUGUCUGAAUGCUAGGCUCGGGGGGAACGACACAAGUAAAACUGGAAGAAAAUUGGCUAUAAAAAAUUAAAGCUAGAAUCAGGGAUUUCUGAUUAUGAGCACGGGUGUUAAAAAAAUAAUAAAAAUCAUAUAUUUUGGCUUAUAUUUAAUCACAAAUUCAUGGCCAGAAACAAAAUAUCACAGGUCCCUGGUUAUGGCUUUAAAUAAAAGAUAUAAAACAACAAAUAUAUGUAUACUCAUGUGUUGUUGCACAGUAUCUGCUUUGGAAAUGAGAUAUUCUUAUAUUUAUUAACCUUUCAAUUCAUUUAACCUGCUUUAAGGUGAGUACAUGAAGUUUAAGGGGUUAACUGGAUGGAAAGGGGUGUGUGUGUGUGUGUGUGUGUGUGUGUGUGUGUGUGUGUGUAUGUUGAAUUUUGUAUUAUAUCUGAAUUUGGUAUUUGCCACCACAAGAUCUCCAGCAACCUAUACAGUUAGGUUCAAAAGUUGGCGCCACCUUGUCACUAAAUAAAAUGAUAUAUGAUGGUAAAGAAAUUGAAUUUCAUGUAUUUAGUUCAUUCAUCUGUGAAUUAUCACAUGUAAUUAGUAUAUAGUAAUAGUAUAUAAAGAGGUUUAUAUAAGGUUUUUUUUUUCUUUUUUCACACACACACACACAAUGUCUUCUGGAGAGCGAGUGUCAGUAGAUUAGUGUCCAAGAGAACAAUACUGGGAAAAUUCUGUGCUGUUUGGGUGGGAGGGAUGGCGUUACUCCUGUCAAUCUGAGCGUUACCGACCAAUCAUGUGUCUCCGUGAGCUCAUGUAUACGGAAGAGGGCAGAUAGCACUGCUCUCCGAGUGACGUAGAAUAAGCAGAAAAGAUGCACAUGCUAGCUGUUAGCAAUCUAUUUGAUGGGGAGAGCUAAGCUAUCUGGCAAAAUGGCCAAACAAUUAAUAACAGUAAUAAUCAUAAUAAAAAUAUGAAAAUAAAUAAAGGGGCACAAACUUUUGCAUGGAAAUAUUUUACUUUCAUAUAAGGCCUACAGCUGCAGGCCUUUAUUCAAACUACGCAUCUGAUUCCACCCAUGUGUGAAUAUAUCAGUCAUUGAUGUCUGACUCUUUUUUUGGGGGGGGUUGUUUAACAUUUGUAAAAGUAUUGGCACCUAUCGGUUGAACUCUACCGAUCUCUUGUAUUCUUAUUCAUUUGUUUCACGAAUGUAUGCAAACUGAUAAACAACUUUACAUUCCACUCAUGCCUGAAUGCACACAUCAAUACUUUUUUCUGAAAUGUAAUAAUGUGAAGAAGAAGAAAAAAAGAUUUCUAUAUUGCCUUGCACAUUUCAUUGUUUUUAAAACCUUUUUAACUUCACAAGCAUAAAGAAUGUACCCUGCACCACACAUGGCUGCAUUUGACUUGAUUUAUUUUAUGCAAGUAAUGAUUUUUUCCCCCCCAACUGAUCAUGUAACAAUUUACAAGAUUAUGAACAGAUGAGAUCUCUACAGUGACUGUACUCAAGUGACAACCGACCAGACGAUAAAAUAAAUAAAUAAACUCCUUGUAUUUGACCAGAUUGGUUCAGAUGUUUCAUUUUUGUUUUGUUUGUUUUUUUGGUGUGUUUUUGUUUGUUUGUAUAUUUUACAAAUUUUUCAGGAAGUCAUUUUCCUGAUGGAAGGCUUUUAGGACGUAGCUUUUGAUCCCGAAGACGAUCCACACACAGAAACAGUGCUAGAGGCAUCAUUUGGCUCGUUUGUGUGGUAAGAACAGCCACUUAAAUUGAAUAUUCUAAUUUAAAUAUUUAGGUAUUUUUAAGGCAGUACACAUGUUUUUCCCUCUCGUAUCUGACUCUUGUUAAAGGAAGAAAGGUGAGCUUCACAGUAUGAUGCGUGAAUUCAUUUACAGUAUAAAUGCUACGGUUCCUCUCAGAACAUCUCCAGAGAUGCCGUUUAGUGCCGUUUCCAUCCACGUUUCCAACUCUACUGAAUUUUUGUCUAGGAAAACCACCUUCUGGUUUUAAAACAUACGUUCAUCCAUCAUGUAAUAUAUAUUUCUGAGCUUCACUCCAUUUUUUUAAAAAAAAGAAUAUAAUUUAAAUGAAAAACAAAUCAGCAUUCUCAAAGUUCUUGUUCCAGUAACUGGUAUCCAAACACUGUCUAUAGAUCAUUGCACGUUAUUUAUAAUGUACUUUAUUCCUAAUUAUGUUUAAAUUUAGUCUCUCUAAUUGUACACAAAAAUGAGCUAAGUACUAUGUCCUAAAAAAUGAUGUUACAUUAGUUACUUUCCAACAAUUUUGCAAAACAUUUGAAUGGAAACAUCUUUUUCUUUCUUUCUUUCUCCUCUGCCAUAUUUGUCAAAUUGUAUCCACUCAACACUGAUCAUAAAAUCCGCUCUCUUCCAUUUCAGCCCAAAACAAGAACAGUACAAUUAACAUUACAUAGCACCAGAUCCUCCUGUUUCACCUGCAGCUUCAUAUAAAGCGUAUGAUCGAGGAAGGGAAAAGUGACAAUUUUUUUUUAUACACUGUGGAGUAAAUCAGGAACCAGGGGUCUCAUUUACAGAUGGUGCAUGCAGACAGUGCAUGGCGUGUGUACUGAAGAAUUUUAUUCCUCUUAUUCCACAGCAACUAUAAUUUUCCUUUGUUAAAGAUAGACCGCAUCAUACUUUUAAUCUGUUUCUAGUCCUGUUAUCACUUAUGUCGUAGCAGCUGUAAAGAGUCAUGACCUUCUUUUUCUCUGUCUUGAAGUUGACCAAAAAAAACCCAACCCAACGUAGCUUAUCGUGUUACUACGAAACCACAAAGCGUAAACUUUACAGAUUUACCUGACUGUUCCUUCCGUAAAUAUUAGAUAAACGUCUCCUUACAGAAAAUGUCACCUUACCAAAGGAAUUCGACAGAGCUGUGGUCAAACAUUUGAGAUCGCAAACCUGCCGAAUCGUUUAAAAAGAAUAAAUUUAAAAAAAGUCUUUUUUUUUUAAUUUCAUUCAAAUUCAUCUAGUUUUGUUCGGUCUACACAAAAGUUAAAAUUAAUUUAAAAAACAAAACUACCCUCUCUGAUCUGGUGGUCCAGACUCUUUUUUGUUUAACAGAAUUGUAUUUUCACAUCAUCUGGAGUUUGUUUGUUUUUGACAGAAUGCUUUAGCUCAAGGAAGUUGUUUACCAUAUAUGGUAAAUUGGGCGGGGGGCGUUUUUUUAUGCAAACAUGGCUGUGCUCAAGUGGAGCAAUAUACAGGGUAUUGAUAUUUGUUCUCAUUCAUCGGGUAUAACUGUAUGCAAAGUUUUGUUUUUUUAUUAUAAAUACUA
Molecule: messenger RNA, 5700 nt
Organism: Ictalurus furcatus (blue catfish)
Lineage: Eukaryota; Metazoa; Chordata; Actinopteri; Siluriformes; Ictaluridae
Gene: ical1
Product: islet cell autoantigen 1-like
Exons: 17
Coding region: 282-2009 (575 amino acids)
Biological process (GO): regulation of transport
Cellular component (GO): Golgi apparatus
Molecular function (GO): protein domain specific binding
Source: RefSeq, a predicted model, not a curated record